Molecule: messenger RNA, 860 nt
Organism: Teleopsis dalmanni
Lineage: Eukaryota; Metazoa; Arthropoda; Insecta; Diptera; Diopsidae
Product: histone H1-like
Exons: 2
Coding region: 51-860 (269 amino acids)
Biological process (GO): chromosome condensation; negative regulation of DNA recombination; nucleosome assembly
Cellular component (GO): nucleosome; nucleus
Molecular function (GO): structural constituent of chromatin; nucleosomal DNA binding; double-stranded DNA binding
Source: RefSeq, a predicted model, not a curated record
GCGAAAAAAUAUUCAUAAGUAAGAAUAUUACGGAAUAUUAAAAAGCAAAUAUGUCUGAAGCUGUUGCCGUUGCAAAUACAGAUUCUCCAAAGGAGGUAACUGCCGUUCCUGAAAAGAAAGUUGCUGUUAAAAAGGCAACAAAAGUAAAAAAACCUUCUGCAGCUCCAUCUCAUCCAUCAACACAACAAAUGGUUGAUGCAUCUAUCAAGAACUUGAAGGAACGCAGCGGAUCUUCAUUGUUGGCAAUUAAAAAGUAUAUAAGUGCCACAUAUAAAUGUGAUGCCCAGAAAUUGGCUCCAUUUAUUAAAAAAUAUUUGAAAACUGCUGUAGCUAAUGGCAAAUUGAUACAAACAAAAGGAAAAGGUGCAUCUGGUUCAUUUAAAUUAUCAGCUGCUGCUGCUAAGUCUCCUAAAUCGUCUGUCGAGAGUAAGAAAAAGAAGGUGCCAUCAGGUGUUACGAAGAAGAAGGUUACUGCAUCAUCUGCAGGUACUAAAAAGUCAAAGGCAAAGGUAUCUGGAGAGAAAAAACCUAAGAAAUCUGCGGCAGCUAAGAAGAGUGUUGAAAAGAAAAAAACUGAAAAAGCUAAAGUUAAAAGUGUUAAAAAGAUUGGAUCUGUUAAGGCUAAGCCAGCUAAACCAAAGUCUACUUCUACAAAAGCUAAAGCGGCCGCAAAACCUAAAAAAACUACCGUUAAAAAAACAUCAUCAAGUGUACAAGAACAAAGUUAUAUGAUAUCUGUUACUUCGCAUAUCAAACCUAUUGUUCAAUUUCGAUUUAAAGUCGUUUACCGAUUUAAUCGGCUUAAACAAUACCCGAUUGAUAUAGUGCAUUGUCUGAUUGAACCAGAGCAAUCUAUUUAA